AUGCCACACAGUGAGUUGUGGUACAAGAUGGCCGAUGGCAUCGCCGCCAACCCUCCUCGCUUCAGCGGCAAAGAGAGCGACUACCACAGCUGGCGUCAGUCGUUCGCUGGCAUGUUCUAUGGCAUCGAUGGCAUGGCCAAGUACUUCCAUCCGUCAACCGAUGACGAGCUGUCGGUGACGAGUCGCUCACAGAUGUCCAACGCCGCAACAUGA
Vitrella brassicaformis is the source of this 213-nucleotide messenger RNA. NCBI's taxonomy places the organism in Eukaryota, Vitrellaceae. The record is from the annotation of a GenBank genome assembly.